AUGGGGUGCUUUUCUUGGAUUAAUCACUCUUCCAUCUCAACACUUGUGCUGGCCUUGCUACUGAAGAUGCGUUGUUCUGUAGAACAUUUGGUAUCUCUCCGUAGCGUUGCGGUGUGCUACGUAAAGGUGACUUUUUACACGGCAGGGCAGAUUAGAAAAAUUUGUGUCAUGUUUGUUGAACGUCACGGAUAUGUUUGUAACCUAUUUUCGUUUUGCAACAAACCAGGUGAGGAGCCGGGAGGGGUAGCCAAGAAAAAAACUAAAGUCAAAGGUAUUUCUAAUGGUCUUUUUCUUGUGGAACUUGAUGCAGAUGAUGAUGUCCGAAUUGCAUGCGCAUUGCAAAUACAGAUUGCAGUAAAAGAAACUAUUAAAGAGCCACUCAAGAAAUUAAGGGAGAAGCAGGAAUCCAAGAAGGAGGAGAUCAAAGAUGAGGAAGAAAAAAAGAAAGCCAGGAAAGGAAAAGAUGCUACCAAUCGAAAAGACAAGAAAACUGUUGAUAUGAAUAAAUCAAAGAAAGAUUCUGACAAGGCUAAAAGAGACAGAGGAAGGGAAAAAGGCCUAGACAAAAAUGUAAAAUCCAAGGAGACUACAAAAAAAUCAGACAGUGAAAAGGAUGGCCUUAAAGAAAGAUCUGUCCCAGCACAGCCAACAUCAGAAUCUGAGGAGACCAUCCAGUCUGCUGAGAAGUCCUACGUUGAAUCAGAGCAGAAGAAUGCUGACGUAGAUUUGGAUGAGGAAGUUCAGUCUGUUCUUCAUGACACUCUCCAUUCUCAGCCUGGAGAGACACAUGAAGAUGUAGAUGAAAGUAUAACUGACCAGUGGCAAGUGAAGGAAGAAAUACAUGGAGAAACCGUUGAAGGUCCUACAACAGAUGACUUGCUCAGAGAAUUAGAGAAUGAAAUGCUAGAAGCGUAUGAGACACCAGACUCAGUUCAGGAAGAUGCAGAUCUUUUGGCAGAUGAUCUUGGAGCAGUGGAGCCUGAACCAUAUGAAGCUCCAGUUUCAUACGAAUAUGAUACAGAUGUGGAAAAGACAGUAAGUGAUCCAGAAGUCCCAGAUGACUCUGAGCUCGUGCUUGAAGAUGCUGUGGAGCAUUACACAGAGAAUAGAGUGCAUGGUGAUAAUGAAGACCAUGAGCCAGAACAUGAAGAGCAGACUGAGACUCAAGAUACAGCUGUUGAGGAUCUUCCAGAGGAGGUGAAUGAACCCGCGAAGACAGAUGACGUUAUUGAAGAUGUUGAUACUGAUCAAGAGCUGCCAGUGGAAAGUAAGCAUACAGAAGAUGUUGUGGCCACUGAACCAGAGGACUCAGUUUAUUGGGAGGAAAUAUUGGAAGCUUAUUGGCACAAAGCUGGACACAAUAAUAAGCUAGGGAAAAGUGAAAAAGAAACUGAACAAGACAAACCAGAAAAAGCUAAAAAGAAGAAGCCAAAGCUCUUAAACAAAUUUGAUAAGACCAUAAAAGCUGAACUAGAUGCUGCAGAAAAACUACGUAAAAAAGGAAAAGUUGAAGAAGCUCUAAGGGCCUUUGAGUCAUUAGUGAAUCAAUAUCCACAGAGUCCUCGAGCAAGAUACGGGAAAGCACAGUCUGAAGAUGACUUAGCUGAGAAAAUGAGAAGUAAUGAGAUGCUGCAAAAAGCUAUCAACACCUAUGAUGAGGUGGUUAGUCUACCAAAUGUCCCUUCAGAUCUGAUAAAACUAAGUUUGAAACGAGAAGCAGACAGGCAGCAGUUUCUUGGUCGCAUGAGGGGUUCCCUGGUUACUCUACAGAAGUUAGUUCAGCUGUUUCCCAGUGAUACUUCGUUCAAGAAUGACCUUGGUGUUGGUUACCUCUUGAUAGGAGACAACAGCAAUGCCAAGAAAGUGUACGAAGAGGUUCUAAGCCUGGCUCCAAAUGAUGGCUUUGCCAAAGUACAUUAUGGAUUCAUCCUGAAGGCAGAAAACAAGAUAGCAGAGAGCAUACCGUAUCUAAAGGAAGGACUAGAGUCUGGUGACCCUGGCACGGAUGAUGGACGCUUUUAUUUUCAUCUAGGUGAUGCCUUGCAGAGAAUGGGAGACGAAGAGGCAUACAAGUGGUAUGAACUUGGAUACCAAAGAGGUCACUUUGCAUCGGUUUGGCAGCGCUCCCUCUACAAUGUCAAGGGACUGAAAGCUCAGCCUUGGUGGACAGCGAAAGAGACUGGUUAUACAGAACUGGUGAAG
Apaloderma vittatum (bar-tailed trogon) is the source of this 2202-nucleotide messenger RNA. Its product is annotated as aspartyl/asparaginyl beta-hydroxylase-like. NCBI's taxonomy places the organism in Eukaryota, Metazoa, Chordata, Aves, Trogoniformes, Trogonidae. Gene Ontology annotation, molecular function: peptidyl-aspartic acid 3-dioxygenase activity; protein binding. Gene Ontology annotation, cellular component: endoplasmic reticulum. The transcript has 22 exons. The annotation marks the transcript as partial. The record is from RefSeq and is a predicted model, not a curated record. Gene Ontology annotation, biological process: peptidyl-aspartic acid hydroxylation.